CCUCUCUCCCCCUCCUGCUCCAGCUCCGGUAUGUCUCUCCGGUAGCCGGAGCUGGAGCACCGCAGUGCCCGGGACGGACCGAGGAGGAGCGGACGGAUACGGAGGAUGGCUGCGGGGGUUUAGGGGCACCGGAGAGGAGACCGGAGAGGAGACCGGGGAGGAGACCGGAGAGGAGACCGACAGCCAGCCCGCCUCCCGGUGUUCUGUUUCUGGACUACCGACGCACGACUCCGGUGUCGCGAUGAGCUCGUGCAGCAGCAGGGCCCUCACCAUCCUGUCCACGGUGUUCGGGGCCUGUGGGCUACUGCUGGUGGGCGUGGCCGUGUCCACAGACUACUGGCUCAUCAUGGUGGAGGGCGUCAUCCUGCAGCAGAACCAGAGCAUGGAGGUGAAGAUGGCGCUGCACUCGGGCCUGUGGAGGGUCUGCUUCGUGGCCGGAUCAGAAAACGGGAAAUGUGUGGCGUCAGAAUACUUCACCGAGCCCGAUAUUGAGAUCACGACGGAAAACACAGCGAACAUCCUGAAGAUGGUUCGGACCGCCACGCCCUUCCCCAUGGUGUCGCUGCUCUUCGUCUUCACCGCCUUCGUCAUCAGUAACAUCGGACACAUCCGUCCCCAGAGGACCAUCCUGGCCUUCGUCUCCGGCAUCUUCUUCAUCCUCUCAGGCCUCAGUCUGGUGGUGGGUCUGGUGCUCUACAUCUCCAGCAUCAACGACGAGGUGAUGAACCGACCCAGAGAACCCGAGCAGUUCUUCAACUACCACUACGGCUGGUCCUUCGCCUUCGCCGCCUCCUCCUUCCUGCUCAAAGAGGGUGCAGGUGUGAUGUCCGUCUACCUGUUCAUGAAGCGCUACGCUGAGGAGGAGAUGUACCGCCCCCACCCGGCCCUCUACCGCCCCCGCCUGUCCGAGAGCAGCGACUACAGCGGCCAGUUCCUCCACCCGGAGUCCUCCUGGCCUCCGCCCAAACGGCCCCGCAGCGCCUCCUCCGCCUCCAGCGACGUCUCCAUCCAGCUCACCCAGACGCCUCCGCCCAAACCCAGCCUCCAGCCGCUGCAGACCAGCCCGCCCUCCGCCUCCUCCUCCACCAGCUACCAGGCUGGGUCCCCCCCUCCACCCACACCCAGCCCCGGGCCCCACACCCCCAGGGCCCCCACCCCCAGGGCCCCCACCCCCAGGGCCCCCACCCCCCAGGGCCAGGCGCUGCCCCUCACCAGGCCUCCAUCACCCACACCUCCACCUCACUACCACACUCACAUGCACAUGAGCGCCUCCCCCUGCUAGGAGGGAGCAGAUGGAGAAGGAUGGAGGAGGAUGGACUUCUGGAGGAGACUGAACAUCUGGAGAUGGAGGAGGUGGAGAAGGAUGGAGGAGGAUGGACUUCUGGAGGAGACUGAACAUCUGGAGGGGGAGGAGGUGGAGAAGGAUGGAGGAGGAUGGACUUCUGGAGGAGACUGAACAUCUGGAGAUGGAGGAGAACAUCUGGAGGAGGAGAGUGAUCAUCUGGAGGAGACUGAACAUCUGGAGGGGGAGGAGGUGGAGGAGGUGGAGGAGGAUGGACUUCUGGAGUCCACCUCCAGAUGUUCAGUCUCCUCCUCUCCCUAUUAGGAGACAUCAGAUGGAGACUGAACAUCUGGAGCUGCUGGAGCUGCUGGAGAUGGAUCCACUGUGGAGAUGUUGGAGGUUUGAAGGGAAGCGAUCACACCAACUGCUGGUAGUUUUUUUUUUUUUUUUUAAAUAUUUUUAAUCCGAACGGUAAAAACGUUGAAUCUUCUCUCGUCUUUUCUGACUUUUCUGCAUCAUCAGUCCAGGUAGAAUUAUCAACACAAAUGACUCAGACAUGAAUAAAUGUGAAUAUCAGGAGGAGGACAGGAGCUGCUGAAGGUCUGUGACUCCAGGUCUGGAGCUGUGAACUGGAGGAGUGACGCCCUCUAGUGGUCCUGGACUGAACUCAGACAGGAUUAAAGACUGUUUAGAGACGAUUUAAAGCUUUUAGCUGCUGGUUUAUCUGAUCGUUCAGCAUUAAAAUAAUAACUACAGGCUGCUUUCUGAUUUUAGUUUAUUCUAACGUUUCUUAGAGCCGAAGGAUUUAACCCUGAAAGACCCAAAUACUGAAAAAUAAUCAGCAAAAUGUAAGAAAAGAAAUCAAUUUUUUUUAAAAAUAACUAUGAUGAUAGUGCACACACACACACACACACACACACACACACACACACACACACACACACACACACACACACACACACACACACAUAUAUAUAGUUUUCUAUAUUUUAUACAUAGAGGAAACAAGCAAUAAAUACAUAAAAAAUAUUUGAAAAAGCUGAUGUGUUUUUGGGUUUUCCAGGGUUCAGGAGAAUCUAGAGAUGCUUCACAUCAACACCUGCUUGAAUUAAAUCAAACUGAAUUAUUUAAGUCUCAUUUUUUAAAAUAAUCUGUUGUUAUUUGGUGCCUAGUUUUAGUCUACAAAUGUUUUUUUUCUUAAUUAUCUGAGAAAAAAUAGAUAAAAACUAUAAUAUUGAAGUUUUUCAAAGGUUUAGAGCCGCAAACAAAAGAUUAUUUUGAUUAUUUUGAAGAUUACAUGUCUGUUAUUAUUUUUACCAAAUCCCAACAUUCAAAUGUUUCUGUUUCUGAAUAAUUUGGAAAAAAUUGAAAAAAAUAUUAUAUUGAUCCGUUUCAGUGUCUUUAGAGCUGUAAACAACAAUAAAUGUUCAGUUUUCUGUCAGAUCAGACAAAGAAAAGCACAAAAUGAUCUCAUUUUAGAUUCCAGAACCAAAAGAAAAAUGUUUAAAAGUCCUUUAUUAUUUGUUCUAAAGCAAUUUAAACCCCAAAAUAUUCAGUUUGCUGUCAGAAAAGACAAAAUAAUACAGUUUUAAAAAUCUUUAAAUAUCUGUUAUAAUUCUUUCAAUUUUAAAUAUUUGUUUCUGAAUAAUUUUGAAAAAACUGCAAAAAGAUAUAAUAUUUAUAUUUUCCAGACUCUAAUAAUAAAAAAUAAAUCUUUUUCUUUUUCCAGAGGAGAAUAAAACCCCAAAAUAUUCACUUUGCUGCCAGAUGACAAAAGAAGCACAAAAUUAUUUCCUUUUAAAUGCCAGAACAAAAACCAAUAAUUUUAAAAGUCCUUUAUUAUUUUUACAAAUGUUCAGUUUUCUCUCCAAAGAAAAGCAGAAAAACCCUCUCAGUUUAGAAUUUUUCCUUUAAAUGUUUCUCAUUCUGGAUUAUCUGGAAAAUAAAAAGCGGGAUUAUUUCAGCUGCCGACUGAUCUGUGAGUCGACGAAACGUGAAAAAAUCUGUAAAAAAACCCACAAAUAUUCAGUUUAUGAUCCAAAGUAAAGCACAAAAUCCUCCAGUUUUAGAAACCAGAAGCAAAAAAAUGUCAGUUUUCUAUCAGAUGAAACAAAAUAAAGCAGAAAAUCAUGUAUAUUUAGAAGUCAGAACCAGAAAACAGUUUGAAAUUUAGUUUGAAAAAUGACAAAAAAUUGAUUUAAAAAUGCAUUUCCUGUUAAUAAAUUGAUCAAUUUUCUGACUCCAUGCUAUAAAAUGGUGAAAAAAUCUGUUGUUUUUCUGUCAAAGUAGAUUGAAACCAAAAAAUUAUUUAGUUUAUUCUCUAAAGUAAAGCACAAAAUCCUCCAGUUUUAGAAGCCAGAAGCAAAAAAUGAUGUAUUUCAACCUAAAACAUGUCACUUUUCUAUCAAAUCAGAAAAAAUCAAUCAUAAAAUCAUCUUUUUAGAAAGGCAGAACACAAAAAUCUAUGUUUA
Molecule: messenger RNA, 3753 nt
Organism: Amphiprion ocellaris (clown anemonefish)
Lineage: Eukaryota; Metazoa; Chordata; Actinopteri; Pomacentridae
Gene: cacng7b
Product: calcium channel, voltage-dependent, gamma subunit 7b
Biological process (GO): neurotransmitter receptor internalization; transmission of nerve impulse; calcium ion transport
Cellular component (GO): AMPA glutamate receptor complex; postsynaptic density membrane
Molecular function (GO): voltage-gated calcium channel activity; channel regulator activity
Source: RefSeq, a predicted model, not a curated record